AUGACUACUCACAACAAGUUCAAGAUCACCGUCCCCGCCACCUCUGCCAACAUCGGCCCUGGCUUCGACGUCCUCGGUAUGGCCUUCUCGCUCUACCUCACUCUCGACUGUGAGCGUCUCCCUGUAGGAUCUGGUCUCCAGAUGACCUACGAGGGCGAGGGCGCCAAGGAUGUGCCUCUGGUCGCCGAAAAGAACCUGAUCACAAAGACCGCCCUCUAUGUCCUCUCGACCUACGGUAUUACCUCCCUGCCCCCACUUAAGAUCCAUGUCACCAACCCCAUCCCCCUCGGCCGUGGUUUGGGUUCCUCGGGAUCUGCUGUUGUUGCAGGAGUUGUGUUGGCCAACGCUGCGGGCAACUUGCAGAUGACCUACGACCGCAUGCUGGACUACUGUCUGAUGGUUGAGCGUCACCCGGACAACGUCGCCCCUGCUCUCUUUGGUGGAUUUGUUGCCAGCUUCUUGAGAGAGCUGGAGCCCGAGGAGUUGGAUCCUCCCAGCAUCCCCCGGUCAGAGCCUACCAGGAACGGAGCCCCACAACCCCCUACACCCAUCACUGACAUUGGACACUACAUUCAGUUGGGAUGGACCAAGGAGAUCAAGGCUAUUGCUGUUAUCCCUGACUUUGAGGUCGCCACCGAGGAUGCCAGAGCUGUCCUUCCUGACAUGUACCAGCGUGCUGAUGUUAUCUACAACUUGCAGCGUAUUGCCGUCUUGACCACAGCUCUGUCGCGCACACCUGUCAAUGCCGAUCUGAUCCACAAGGCCAUGAGCGACAAGGUCCACCAGCCUUACAGGAAGCACCUCAUCCCUGGAAUGGCAGAGAUGUUGGAAAAGAUCACACCAAAGACAUACCCCGGUGUUGUCGGUAUUUGCCUCAGCGGUGCUGGCCCCACCAUUCUCGUAUUAGCCACCGAAAACUUUGACCAGAUCGCAGCAGCCGUCCAGGAUAUCUUUACGAGCUGCCCCAACGGCGGUAUCAAGAGCAUGUACAAGGUCCUGGAUGUCGUAGACGAGGGAGCCAAGACUGAGUACUUUGACUAA
Messenger RNA from Linnemannia hyalina, 1041 nucleotides. Lineage: Eukaryota; Fungi; Mortierellomycota; Mortierellomycetes; Mortierellales; Mortierellaceae. The record is from the annotation of a GenBank genome assembly.